AUGACAGCAGAUCUGGCAGCAGGGCAGGUUAUCCGCCUCGCCGACGGCCGCAAUGCCAUCAUUCGCUUCGUCGGCGAGACGGCCUUCGCGCCCGGCGUCUGGGUCGGCGUCGAGCUGGACGAUGGCACAGGCAAGAACGAUGGCAGCGUCCAGGGCGAGCGAUACUUUGACUGUGACAUGGGCAAUGGCAUGUUCGUACGGCCCGCCGCAGUAGCUGUUAUUGCGCAGCCUCCGCCAAAACCAAAGCCUGCCCCAAUAGCCACAAGGAAGACAAGCACCUCGAGACCAAAUAGCAUGUUCACCACGGGGUCAAGGACUGCGAGCACAUCACUUGAUACCGGCGUGGGGAGGAGGAAGAGCUUGAACGCCCCCAGCCCUAGCCCGGGCCCGAGGACGUCACGUCCUUCCAGCAUCGCAAGAUCUCCUACGAAGUCUCCUACGAAACAGCUCGGAACUGCCUCGUCAAGCGCGGCCACCUCCCGAACCGGCACCCCGGCGAAUGCUCGAGGGACUUCGACCACCAAAGCCCGAGCCGCUUCAGCUACGACAAGGUCAUCUAUGGGCCCUCCUGCUGUUCCCGCUUCCCGAACAGGCCGUCAAGCGUCAGUCUCAUCUACAGGGCCUUCCCGGCCUACCACAACACGGGCUGCAGGCGGUCGACUAUCUAUGACCGGAGGCAAAGCACGGCCCGAGGCCUCCAAACGCGGCUCUCCAGGAUCACAAUCCGGCGCGGAAAAGAGGGCGUCGAUCGACAAAGGUGCCACGUCACAGAGGGCAAGUAGCGACGAAGAAUCCCCAGUGCAGCCUAGGAACACUGUGCUGGAGAAUCUCAGUGGGACGGCUGAAUCCGAUCCUGCGAGGAAAGUGUCGAGGCCCACGACACAGGCUCUCCAGGCCUCAAACCGGGAGAUCGAAGAUCUGAAGGCGAAGUUGAGGGUCAUGGAGAGGAAACGCAUGGAGGAUCGAGACAAAAUCAAGCUUUUGGACAAGGUCCAGGGCGAGCGAGACAAGUUUGAAGGCAUCAUACAGAAGCUUCAGGCCAAGUAUGCGCCGCAACAGCAAGAGAAUACGGAGUUGCGCAAGAUGCUCAAAGAAGCAGAAGAAAGGCUGAAUUCUGUCGAGGCGAUGCAGGCAGAGCAUGAAACGACGCUAGAGCUGGCGACUUUGGAUCGUGAGAUGGCCGAGGAGACCGCCGAGGUGUUGAAGGUCGAAGUUGAGGCAUUGAAAGAGAAGACUGAGGAGCUCGAGCUUGAACUUGAGAUCCUGAGAGAGGAAAAUUCCGAGUACACCAAAGGCAUGUCUCCGGAAGAGAAGGCUAGCACGAACUGGAUACAGAUGGAAAGGAACAAUGAGCGAUUACGCGAUGCUCUCAUUCGUCUGCGGGACAUCACGCAGCAGCAGGAAGAGGAAUUCCGGGAUCAAAUAAAGAGCCUGGAAGAGGACGUGACAGAACUCGCGGCCGUCAAGGAGCAGCACGAGGCCGCCAAGGGCAAGCUCGCCCAGGCAGAGGCGAUGGUCGAGGAUCUCAGACAACAACUUGACACAGCCCUAGGCGCUGAAGAUAUGAUUGAGGAUCUUACAGAACGAAACAUGAGUCAGGCCGAGCAGCUCGAAGAACUCAAGGCCAUCAUCGAUGACCUCGAAAACCUAAAGGAAGUUAACGACGAACUUGAGAUCAACCACGUCCAAAAUGAAAAGGAACUACAAGAGGAGAUCGACUUUAAAGAUAGCGUCAUCGCAGAGCAGGCAAGACGGGCCGCGGAACAGGAAACCAUGAUGGAGGACAUGGAAUACACCCUGUCUAGGUUCCGUGAGCUCGUGACCAAUCUGCAAAGCGAUCUGCAGGACAUGAAGGCAUCGCAAGCUGUAUCAGAAACGGAGUCGGAGAAGCUAAACAGCCGGUCGAGAGCUAUGGAGGACCUGACAAUGAGGCUGCAAAUCUCUGCGGAGAAGGCACAAGCCAAGACAAUUGACCUCGAGCUGCGUCGCCUGGAAGCCCAAGAAGCAGAGCAGCAUCUGGAAAUCGUCAAGAUGUUCCUGCCGGACAGCUAUCAGAGCGAUCGAGACUCUGUCCUGGCUCUCUUGCGGUUCAGGAGGCUGGCCUUCAAGGCGAAUCUGCUGCACCAAUUCAUUCAAGAGAGAGUCAAGGGCCAUGCGCACCCUGGUCACGAGGACGAUGUCCUUUCCGGCUGCGAUGCGAUGGACAAACUCACGUGGGUGUCUUCAAUGUGCGAGAGAUUCGUCAACUCUAUCAGCCACUGCUCGCUUGAUCAGUUCUCCAAGUAUGAGGGUGCGCUGUACGAGCUCGAGCCCGUGGAGCGAGCCUUGAAUCAGUGGAUUGAGGGCUUGAAGAAGGAUGAGCUGAAGGAAAAGCAAUGUGCAAGCGAGCUACAGCGUACCAUUGCCCUCAUGACGCAUCUUGGCGAAGUUCACAUUUCGAGUGACCUCGAGAGCUUCGCAGAUGAUGUCUACAUGAAGACAGUGAUGAUGCAGAGCCACCUCGAAUCCGCUGCUACUACAUUUACUACGCUGCAAACCAUGGUGCAGCGUAUCAUCCCUCCAGCGAGUGAGGAAGAUGAGCUUGCACAGUACUUCAUAAGGAAGGCAGAUGCUGUCAUUACGCAGACGCGCAGCUCCAAGGUCAUCUCAGGUAGGACUGUCAAGGCGCUUGAAGACUUGCGACUGCGCUCUCUAGCGCUGCCGCAAGAGACCCAGGAGGUCUUCCAGCGAUGCGAAGAGCUGUCACAACAACUCGCAGAACUUGCUCGCAGCAUUGGAUUAGAUCUUCACCAACUGCUACACGAGGAGGGCCGAACGGAGCCAUAUACAUACCUCGAGGUGCAGGACCGCGUGCGAAAGACCGUCUUCGCGGUGGCAAGCUCGGACGAGUCUGACCUCUUCGCGACAUACCUUAAUAAGCUUCGCGCUCUUACCAGCGAGAUCAGCGACCUCUCUCAGCUAGCAUCCGACUUCACGCAGACCCAGGAAUUCGAGCGCAGCCCGGCACCCUGGAUCCUACGCUCUCAGGAACUCAGAGCCGUCAAGACCGUCCCUGUUGACGCCGAGGAGGAGCUUCGUCACCUCAAAGAGGAAUACAGUGAGGCCCGCCGCGCUAUCGCACAGCGCGAGGAGAAUCUCAGCACGGCGAUGCUCAAGAUCGAGACACUGGAAUCGCGCAUGCGUGACGCGACUGCCAAGGCAAACAGAAUCACGGACUUGGAGCUGCAGAUCGAGAAGUCAGGUGGCAACGUCGCAUCUCUCAAGGAGGAUAUUGAGAAGCAGGACCGCGAGCUGAAGACGCUCGAGGCGGACAGGGAUAAGUGGAAGAAGAUCGCGGGCGACUCGCGGGCCUUCAGCGAGGCGGCCGCGGGCACCAAGGCGGGCAAGGAGAUGGCGGUCGCGACGGCGCGCGAGAUGGACACGCUCAAGGAGGAAAUCACCAGCCUGCAGUCGGCGGUGAGGUACCUCAGGGAGGACAACAGGCGGGCGAGGCUUACCGAGCAGAGCGGGCACGAUUGGCUGUCCGAGCCGGUGAAGAAGCCGGUACCGGUGCAGGAACAGCGCAGGAAGCUGGUGGUCGCCGAGGGCAGGGACGUGCUGGGCGAGCUGGUCCGCAUGGCCACCGAGGCGAAGAUGUACGACCUGAGCUCGCUGCCGGAGGACAAGCUGGCGUGGAAGAGCGCCAAGAGCACGCCGCAGUACCACGCCGCCAGGCAGAUGGAAGACCUCGCCGCCUGGCAGGGCUGGCAUGAUAGCGUGGCUCGCAAGGGCCAGAUCCUGUCGGGGCAGCAGCAGCACUCGCAGCAGCGUCGGGACAAGGACGGUUUAUCUGUGAGGAAGGCGAGGAAUGCUGCCGCGGCGAGGUUGCACAUCCGGUUGCCGGAUGGGCAGGGGAAGAUGAUGCCCGGGAAUGGUAGGGUCCAUGACGUACACAUCGUGGGCUCGAGGGAGUGGGAUGGCCUGCAGGGUCGGUUGGCUGCGAUCUAG
Messenger RNA from Diaporthe amygdali, 3987 nucleotides. Its product is annotated as dynactin. The record is from RefSeq and is a predicted model, not a curated record. Gene Ontology annotation, biological process: nuclear migration involved in conjugation with cellular fusion; establishment of mitotic spindle orientation. The transcript has 2 exons. Gene Ontology annotation, cellular component: microtubule associated complex; cell tip; spindle. The coding region runs from base 1 to 3987 and encodes 1328 amino acids. Lineage: Eukaryota; Fungi; Ascomycota; Sordariomycetes; Diaporthales; Diaporthaceae.